Messenger RNA from Closterium sp. Yama58-4, 603 nucleotides. The record is from the annotation of a GenBank genome assembly. NCBI's taxonomy places the organism in Eukaryota, Viridiplantae, Streptophyta, Zygnematophyceae, Desmidiales, Closteriaceae.
AUGCGCGCCUUGGUCCGGGGGCGCGCCUUGGUCCGGGGGCGCGCCUUGGUCCGGGGGCGCGCCUUGGUCCGGGGGCGCGCCUUGGUCCGGGGGCGCGCCUUGGUCCGGGGGCGCGCCUUGGUCCGGGGGCGCGCCUUGGUCCGGGGGCGCGCCUUGGUCCGGGGGCGCGCCUUGGUCCGGGGGCGCGCCUUGGUCCGGGGGCGCGCCUUGGUCCGGGGGCGCGCCUUGGUCCGGGGGCGCGCCUUGGUCCGGGGGCGCGCCUUGGUCCGGGGGGUGCGCCUUGGUCCGGGGGGCGCGCCUUGGUCCGGGGGCGCGCCUUGUGCUUGCAUCUCACCUAAUCUGUUUCUUACCGAGGCUGUCUCGGAGGUGAACGGAGAAGAGCUGGUGGGCGGGCACAGAGAGCUCAGCGGCAUGGAAGGGGAAGUCGUUGUCGCCCACCGUCAGCUGCGCUGCCUGCCAUGGCGCACAGGGGUUGGCGGUGGCGCGGGAGGGGAGGGAGGGAAUGGGGUGAAUGGUGCGGAGGGACGAAAAGAGAGGGUGGAGAAGCAGGAGAUGGGAGUCGAAAAUGUGAGUGGAAGACGAGGGAGAGCAGGGAGGCAGUAA